CGCGGCUCCUCAUUCACUAGAAGAUGGCGGACUGCGCUCCACUAUUAGAUGAGGAACUCUCGUCCUUUGUCUUCAAUUACCUGACAGACAACUCCGGCAGCCAGUAUGGGGAGGAGGAGGUGUGUUCGGACCGCCUGGACACUGACUUCCCGGACAUCGACCUCUCCCAGCUGGACACCAGUGACUUCGACAGCGUCAACUGUCUCAGCGAGCUGCAGUGGUGCAACGACCAGGCCUCCGACGCGUCGCCAGCCUCCAUCCACUACAGCACGGCAGAUGAGCUGUUUGAGAUAGAAGAGGAGAAUGCGGCCCUGCUCGCCGCCCUCACCGACAGCUUGGAUGGCAUGGUGGACGCCGAGGUGGACGGGCUCUCCGUCUUCCCCGCCCUGGGGGAGGAGCCCGACCAGCAGGACGAGGACAGUCUUCCUCUCGGCACCGAGGACUUCAGCCAGUCGCUGGGCUCCGAGACGGAGGAAUCUCUACUGAUGAAGCUGCUGCGGACUCCUCCCAACGUGCCCUCGGGCGUCGACACACACAAAGAUGGAGUCCAUGGCCAUCGCUACAGCAGCAGAAGCCUGCAGCUCCGGCCGGUCAGACCUCUGGUCAAGACCGACCUUCGUCAGGAGCGGAAGCCCCGGGCCGUGCGUCCAGCGGGUCGCCUCUGCACCGAGCUCCACCGCCACCUCACCACCGCCAAGGACACGGAAGACGCGCCGGCCCCCGACACAGAGGAGGACGAAGAUGAGGACGAGGACAGUGAGUCGGACGAGGAUGAAGAGGAGGAAGGGGAGGAGGAAGAGGAGGAGUCUUCCAGCAGCGAGGUGGAGGGCACAGUGGUGGCGGCCUCCGUCCCAGCCGAGCCCCUGAAGCCCCAGUUCAGCUCAGAGAAGGAGCUGCGCUCGGUGGUGGAGCUGAUCACCUACAUGCACACCUACUGCCUGCCCACGCGCAAGCAGCAGGGCUGGGAGCGCAAGGACCAGCCCAGGGCCCGGGCCCGGCCCGAGGCCUCGCGCCCGGCCGCCACAAACUCUGCCAGCAGAGUUGUCUUGGUGUCCGCUCCGGGGACGAGUGGGGGUUUGGCUGGGACGGGCAGCGGCGCCCCCAGGAGGCUCCCGUUUGCGAGGAAGAGGGAGAUGAAGGCUAACUCCCUUCUCCGUGAGCUCCUGCAGCAGAGCAGCUCUUACGAUGUGAGCAAGCCUUACAGACUGCACAGCCCCCCCUACGCCCACUGCCCGAUCCGACCCGCUCCCUUUGCCCCGGCUAAAUCACACCCUGCCCCGUCCCAGACCUACACUGCCCCGAAACCAGAGCUACGCAAAGACUACUCGUCCCCCGAGAGGAGACACCGCUCGUGUGAGGCGCCUCAGACCCCGGAGGAGGAGGAGGACAGCGGCUCCUUCUCGGUGCGGCGCUCCCGGCGCCUGGCCUCUUUCCCCAGCCGCUUCGCCAAGAGGCUGCGGCCAGGACGAGCGCGGGAGGGAGAGGGGAGGGACAGGCAGGACAGGGAGGAGGAAGGAGCAGGGUUCAAACUCCUGCCGACCCAAGCAGGAGGUGGAACCACGACAGAGGCCCGGCCAGAACCGCUCAGGUCCGGCGUCGGGGCGAUGGAACCGACCAAUCCCUGCUGCCACAACGAAAAGCGAGCCUGUCUCUGUCUGCCUCUGAAUCCCAAAUCCACAGGAGAGUCCCAGUUCAGCACCAAGCCUUUUGAGCAGACGCUCAGUGUGGAUCUGUGUGGAACGGCAGGCCUCACCCCUCCCACCACCCCCCCUCACAAACCAGUGGAGGACGAGCUCUUCAAGCCGGCAGAGGGAGGAAAGGUCAGCGUGGGGUCGGGCGGCGGCAGCAGUGACGACGGCGGCGGCGGCAGUGACUCUGUUCAUCCGGCAUCGAACGCCAACGUUGCCACGAAGGGCUCGUCCUGGCUGAGCCGCGCCCACCACCAGAGGAAGCUGCCGGAGCAGAAGGAGCUGUACGCCCAGCUGCGGCGCAUGGGCCAAGCGGGCGACAGCGACACCCACCGCGACUUCGGUGACCACGACUACUGCGCGCUGAGCCUCGGGGAGAGCCGCAAGCGCAGCGCCGCCAUGCUGGGCACCAUGCUGCAGGCCCAGGCCGGGGGGGAGGGACCCAGAGCAGCUGACGACCAGGUGGCGGGUGGGAAGGAGAAGGGGGAGGGGCCGGUGAUGUCACAGGACGCUGAGCCGAAGGAGCAGCGGACGACCUUGGUGAUAUCGUCCUCGCCGCCGCCCGAGUCCAAGUCGGCGUCUCGCUCAUCGUCGCCCAUCCCACCGUGUCCGGACCCCCCCGCCAGCAAGACAGACUCCAGUGAGAACUCCGAGAUCUGUCCCGACGACAAGCAGAGGAACAAAGCCAAGUCUGACGAGGACAACUGCCAGGUGUUCUACAUCCACAACCUGCCGAGCAGCGUGACCCAGAACAUGCUGAGGAAACGCUUCCAGGUGUUCGGCAAACCGGAGGACUGCAAGGUCAUCAUCUGCAACGAGGAGCGCUGUGGGGUGAUAAAGAUUCGCCAAGGAGGGGGUCAAAGACACUGGAGAGAACAGGAAACAGUUUUCCAAAAUGGACCUGCGGGCCUGAGGAGGCUGUCGAGGAAACGCUACAUAGACCUUGAUGAGGCCGGUCCGGGUCCCGUCAAGAGCAAGUACGAUGCACUGGACUUUGACACUCUGCUGAAGGAAGCCCAGAAGUCGCUCCACCGCUGACAGCACAGCGCCCUUGUCUGGCCAGCCUUAGUGAAGCGCAGCAACAUCCCUGCGACUGCACUGCUCUGCCCUCAGAAAGGCCUCUGGGUACCUCCAUGCAAGGCAACCUCGCAAAAUGUUUACAUUUUUACCAUUGGAAUAAAGUAAGGACCUUGUUGUUUUUUUAAGUUUCUUUCACCGGAGGAUACUGCUUAGAAACGAGGAAGCCACCGGGAGUCCGGACGGGCGAAGAGACAAAUGGAGGGAAUAAGACUUUUAUCAGCACUGGUACAACAACCACAAACAGAACCGAUACAGUUGUCUGCUGAACAACAACAACAAAGCUGCUUCCUGUCUGUGUUGGUGACAUCAUCGCCCUGCCUUGGAAGCGCGGGUGUGAGAGACCUCUGUAGCAAAUCCUUGCUAACCCUGCAUUGCGUUGGUCGUCGUGGUGUGUGUGUGUGUGUGUGUUUCUGCGUGUGUGCGUGUUCUUUGUUCAGUUUGUUUUGUAAAAAAAGGAAAGUUAAAAAACUCCCGUUUUCCAACCGGGGGGGAGGGGAGGGGUGAAUCCGCCGCGUUCACCGUGAAGUCUAACAAAAAAAAUUUACCCUGCUUUGUUUUAGCGAAAAAAUGUGGAUGUUAUAAAUUUUAAAGAUCUAUUGUGUGUGUGUUAUUGACAAAGAAUAUAACAAAAGAACAUUUAACGUAAUCAUAAUGAUGACUGAUAAAAGUUUACAAAUCUAAAAUGAAGAAGAAAAAAAUCACCUUUUUUUCUUUUUUGUAAUUGUAGUGCUUCCUUGAUUUGAUCUAUGCACUGUACGGGGGGGAACUGUCUCCGCUGGCCUCCACUUCCCCUGGGACUCGAACCUCUGACUCGAACCUCUGACUCUGACAUCUGAAUAGAUAUGGGCGUCUACUACUGGCUGCUGCAGGCUCCGUGUGAUGGGCGCUUCGGUUAUUAAGACCCUGACUGGGAUUGUGGGGGGGGGAAUUUACCUUGUGAGCGAUUCCGGCCAACUCAAACAAAACUGUUGCUUGGAAAGUUCUUACUUUGAAUGUUUCACACGGUGUGAUUUGUUAAAAUAGGCACAUUUGACAUUGUAAACUAUCAUAAAGUUUAGUUAAAAAAAUAAGCUAAUUAGAGACAAUUCUCUGGCAGAAAAAUGUGUCGUUUUUGGGGCGAGUUUACGAUUCAGGGUUUGGUUUGGAGUCAGUUGGGAUAGAAUCAGGGUGAUUUAAUGGAUUACGUCAGUGUUGGCAUUUUCUUGUUUUGGUCCAGUAACCGUCACACAUCCAUCCUUGUCGCCGUUACGCGAAAACUCGAUUGCUUUGAAAACACAAAAAAAUCUCCAGAGAAAAUGUGACAAAACAAUAUUUUGUGCUAUAGCGGCCGACACCGGGUAAAUUUCUUCCCCUACUCGACGGGUCUUGAUGCAUCCUAAUGACCCCCCCCCCCCCCCAACGCCACAGCCAAUGCAACAGUUACUGUUUACAUUUGGGCUGCAGCAAGCAGAACGACAAUGGGGGAAACAGGGAUGGUAGCCAUCUGCGCUUUUAUACCACACCCGAUAUGAAUUCAUCACAUCCGCACUUUGACCAGAACCAGUCCGGUUUCCCAUCGCAUAGGAAACCAUCAGUCGUUACAAGACCUGUGAAUAGAUGUUCUAUUUGGAUUGUCCGGGAUUCCCUUGUUUCUCUGCGACGUUGGCUCUUGUAAUGACAUUUCAAACAGUACAGACCAAUUUGCUGCAUUUAAUCCAAAUGGAAUGUAUUUAACAAUCUGAAUGUAAUCAUCGCGUUUUCCCCAUUUCUGCUUGCCCAAAGAUUGUGGAGCUUUUUGGUGCUUUUCAAAAAGGGUUAGCCUCGCUCGCUCGUCCGGUCGACCGCAUGCGACCCGAUUCCAGCGGGAAGCGGCGUCUGGGUUCAGCGCCUACUUCACAGUCCUCGUGCAGCCAGUAGCAGCCAUCGUCCAAAAGCGAGGUGAAGCCUCCGAGCCGGCCAAUCCGGUGACACCGAACCGUCACAUCCGCAACACAGCCAGGGAACGAGUGAGGGGCGGGCUAGAAAGUAACAAAAAGAGCAAUCGGACAAGAAUGCGAUGUCUCGUCCGGGAGGUACUGUAUCAGCUGAGCAUCUCUACCUCACAUCCAUCCAUCCAUGUCUUCGUAUUUCUAGACGCUCCUCCUCCUCCUCCUCUUUUUAUAGGUCUGUCCCUCUCUGUUUUGUGUUACGUCCGGUGUGUUCUCUCUGUGAGGUUUUCACCGACGAUGGGCGGUUAUAGGUAGUGUGGGGGUUUGUGUUUUGGGUUAUUUUUAUAUAUACUUUACGACUCCCUCUACCACUGAAGUCCGUUGUAAGAGGAAUAAUCUCUUGUCUUUCUAUUCUACUCUAUCCUUCGCUUGCCUCAUAACGGUUUUAAGCGUGUCCGUUUCUUGGAGUCUCAAUAGUGUGUCCUUGUGAGUGUUGUCUUUGUCUCGUGUGUUGAGUCGGACACUGCUGACGCUUGCGGGUUGGUGAGGAAGGGUCGGGAGGGGUUGAACGGUGGCGCUCGGCGGUUGGUCGUGCACCAUCCUUCCCGACUUCCCCCCCGUUCCUUCUCUACUCGGCUGAGGAUUUCAAUAAAACUCAGCCCCGACUCUUCCUCCGUCUCUAACUCUGUCGCUUUCUGACCCCGUGGGUUCAACUCCUCGCUUCGAGGUCGACUCCAAACCCUGGUGAACUCCUCCUUUUUAACAAAUAACCGUUCUCUCCUCCCCCCCGUCCUCCUACCUUGUUCUUUCUCUAUCUAAUCAACUCCUCGGUAACACACACAAAAAAUUGAAUGUUUACAUCACUCGAUUCUCCUUUGACUUUAUUAGGAACGCACACUAAGUACAAAGGCGCCUUAUUCAGUGUUUUUAAAAGAUAUAUAUAUAUAACAGCAAGUGAAGUGGCCUAGAAGGAUGGACCCUCUCCAGGCUCACCGAUGUCCAAAACUAAAAACAACAAUUUAGUGCUAUACAUACUGAUUAAGAAACAAGGUUCUGGAAAACAAAAAAAGAAGAAAAGAAAUAUUUAAUUCUAACAAACUAAUCGCAAACAACUGAAUGAGUAUUUGUGCUUAGUAUGUAUACUACUAAAAAGUGAGAGAAUGUGCUGGUUUACAUGUUAAAAAAAAUAUAUUAUGAAUAUAUAAUGUGUAUAUAGCACUCUGCCUCAUUGUAAACAUGAAAUAUAUUGUGUGUUUUUUUGUUUCAAAGGUGGCGGGGUACAGUUUAUUGCUAAUCAGUCGGGAGGCGGUCGGGUCACUGAGUUUAUGUUGCAGGGAGGAAAUGAAGGGAAAAAUAAAUUUACAUUGACUUCACCCAAAGUCCGACACUGUUGUAAAACGAAAGACAAAAAAAUACCAGGAUCCCUUUAGACUAUCACACUAGAAGGUUCUGUUUUCUUUGCUAUUAUGAACUGACGGAAUAUUUUUUGAUUGUUUUACUUUUCUGUUUUGUCGUUUUAAAAAAAAAAAAAAGCAAUUUGAGAUGCAAUACAUAAUAAUCUUAUCUUUAAGACAGCCUUUCUGAAACACUGAGGUAAUAAUGUACAGUGUGUGGUCGGCUGUUGAGCCACGACACGGGCAAACGUUUAGCUGCAGAUUCAGUAGGUUACUGUGCUGUAUGUUGACUGCCGUGAAACUAGAAAAUCAUGAAAACAAAUCGCAGGAAGAAUGUGGUCGGUCGUCUCGUAAACACGUAACACGUAUACAAAACAAGCCGUAGUAAUAUUACUCUUGCACAAAUAAUGUCCCCAGUAGUAAAACAUUGCCACAAUAUUUUCUUCGUAUUGAAAGGAAGCUGUUGUAACUAUGUUAUUACCACGUUUUGAUGGUGCACAGGUUUGUUAGAAUCUGAGUUGCAUUGGACACUUGUAUUACAGUUAAUAAUUAUACAUGUAUAAUAACUCUGGUGGAGGAAUGUGGGAGGGAAAGGAAAAAAAGAAAGCUGUUGCUGGUUUGACCUCGUUUUUUAAAAUGGGUUGAUGCAGACGAGGUCGACGCUGUAGAAAUCCCAAUUUCACUGCCGAACUUUUACCACAUUGCAAAACAGAGGAAGCAUUUGGUAGAAACACAGAUCACAGAAUCUAUAAUGGUCCAGUUCGCAGAUAGGGACACUAAAGAAGAACAGAUGCAAAGUGAAGCAGAUGAAACCAGACAAUUAACUUUGAAACUACGAUAGUACUCAGUAGAGAGCUUACUUCCACCAAAGCCCUCUCAACAUCCCAAUUAUUGCAAUGUAGAAUAAUUUAAAAAAGAAAAACCCGUUCACCAAGUUACGUGGAAAUGUGAUCAGUAGAUUUCACGUAAUCCUUUUUCCAAAUAACAACAAACUAACCAACAGGGACAGAACCGCGAUCUUACAGAAAGUUACAAGGUUUGAACAAGAGGGGAAAUGGAUGUUGUUCUGUUCUGCGUUUCUCACUGAAGACCAAAAAAACGUUACUUUAAAAUACUGUUUACGAACCUUUUCACGUUACGACAGUUUCAUGUUGCAAAGCUAGUUUCCGUUGAACCUGUUGCGUCGUAGGAGAAACGUAAAGUGUCUUCGUCUAAUCCAAAAGUCAGACGUCCGUGUACGUGAGGAAACCUUGAGCCAUGAGCACGUUCUGGGAUUUCUACAGCGGCCGCCCGCCGCUGAGCCUGUGACGAGUUGUUAGAGGUGAACAUCCAAACGACUCCAUUUCUCAUCAUGGCGAGCCUUAAAUAUCAAUCGGGGGGGAAACUAAGCUACCACUAGCUUGUACUAUUUCUGUUUCAACUCCUUUCCAAUCCAAUGUGGUUUAUUAUUAAAUAAUUACUGACGUAAUUACAACUUUUUUCAAUAGCCAUAUUAUAAAAAGAUAUAUACAUAUAUAUGAAUAUAUAUAUUUGUGUGUUUGUGUAGAUAUCUAGAAGAUUAUAUACUUUCUUAUAGAAAACUUUGAUGUUGACCAUUCUCCUCAGUGUUUUGAGAACACGUUGACACAUUUCAACAUAAUACCGCUGGGUCUCGGUCACAGGGCGACGGGCAACGAAUCCAAAUAGAAAAAUAAAAACCUUAUAAAAAAAAAAUCUUUCCGAAGGGAAUUCCCCUCAUCAGAAUGCAAUACCUUUCUUUCCACCAUUCAUUUGAGAAAAGUGAAAAAAUGGCAAGAAAAACCAUAAAAACUUGACAGGCAAGUUGACCAAAAAAAAGUAGAGAACACUUCAAGGAUAAAGUUCGUGGCGGCUAGCGGGAAACGGGACGUUUUCCGCAGCCGUGUCAGAUUCAGUUUUAUACACGUCAUGUGUCCGACUCCAUGGCCCCACUUCCUUGAUUUUUUACGUCACUUAACGUUUCUUUGCGUUCAGGAAAACAAUGUAUCUGUCGAGCUACGCCAUCGAACCGGCCCCAGCCAGGACAGGAGCGCUUGCAAUACCGGCUCGAGUCCGGCCUCGUGUCUGAUCUGCAAGUGGUUGUGUCACAUUUCAGCAUCAACAGUUCAUUAAAGGUUAAUCUGUGAAAACUUGACGGCAACAGUGAUGUCAAAUAGGUACUUAUAGUAGGGACUGUCAAAAUCUGCUAAAUGUGAGUGGGUGUUUUUUUUUGGGUGGAAGAAAAUACUUUGACAAAAGGGCAUACAUUGUUUUUGUUAUUACUAUUGAUUUCAUUGUCUAUUUACAUCUAAUGACUAUCAAAUUCACAAAUGAUUUUUUUUAACUUAGUUUUUGGUAAAAAACAAAAAGGUAAAUACUGCUAGUGAGAUUUUAUAUUUUUACAUAUGUUGGUUUUAUUUUGCGUUUCUUCUUUUUUUAUUUAUACGCCACUUAGUUUGGAUAUCUUUAAAUGGUGUUUUUGUUUUUUUCUUUUCUUCAUUUUGUGUGAUUUCAUGUGUCUUGAGAAUGUGGAGACAAAGGCAUUUCAGUAUUUUUGAAUUGUUAAAAUCUAGUUUCAUAGAAGCGGAAGUAUCUGAUGUUAUAAAUUAUAUUUUAAUUCAUGUAAAUAGUUUAAAACAGAAGACUUUGGCUUCCUUUUAAACUGAAUACAUUUCUCUUCAGAGAUUGUUUACAUUAUGAAACUGUAGAGAUGUGCUCCUCAUAUACUGUAAAAAGUACAUAUAUUCAUUGAUUUGCCUCCAAAAAAUAAAAUCCUUAUGAACAGCA
Molecule: messenger RNA, 8853 nt
Organism: Pleuronectes platessa (European plaice)
Lineage: Eukaryota; Metazoa; Chordata; Actinopteri; Pleuronectiformes; Pleuronectidae
Gene: ppargc1b
Product: peroxisome proliferator-activated receptor gamma, coactivator 1 beta
Exons: 12
Coding region: 24-2726 (900 amino acids)
Biological process (GO): positive regulation of transcription by RNA polymerase II
Cellular component (GO): nucleus
Molecular function (GO): nucleic acid binding; transcription factor binding
Source: RefSeq, a predicted model, not a curated record